Molecule: messenger RNA, 1164 nt
Organism: Saccharomyces paradoxus
Lineage: Eukaryota; Fungi; Ascomycota; Saccharomycetes; Saccharomycetales; Saccharomycetaceae
Gene: SPP1
Product: Spp1p
Exons: 1
Coding region: 1-1164 (387 amino acids)
Biological process (GO): positive regulation of DNA-templated transcription
Cellular component (GO): Set1C/COMPASS complex
Source: RefSeq, a predicted model, not a curated record
AUGCUAACUUUUGAAUGUAAACAGAGCUCAUCAGAAGAACAAAAUGCAGGAAGUUUGAAAGAAGACUACUUCGAUCUUAAUAAUUUUCUGUCUGUGUUUCCAAUGUCAUUGCCACAAUGGUGUCCACCGCACUCUAGUUUAAAAAGAAAUCCGAAUACAGGAGAGGAUGUGUAUUGCAUAUGUAAAAAACCAGAUUAUGGGGAGCUAAUGGUGGGAUGUGACGGUUGUGAUGACUGGUUCCAUUUCACCUGCCUUCAUAUUCCUGAACAGUUUAAGGACUUGGUGUUCUCAUUUUAUUGUCCCUAUUGUCAAACGGGGAUUACUGGCAAAAAUAAGGACGCCAUAAUAAAUGGUGAAAUGAGCUUGCCGAAAACUUUGUGGAAAAGAAAAUGUAGGAUAAGCGAUUGCUACAAACCGUGUUUACAGGAUAGUAAAUAUUGCUCCGAGGAACAUGGUAGAGAUUUUGUGAAUGACAUUUGGUCACGAUUGAAAAUGGAUGAGGAUAGGGCAGUCGUUAAGGAAAUGGUCGAACAAACAGGACACAUAGAUAAAUUCAAGAAAUUUGGACAACUCGAUUUCAUUAAUAAUAAUGCAGUUGUAAAAACCGAUGACGAAAAGGAAAUUUUUGAUCAAAUUGUUGUAAAGGACACGACGUUGAAGACUCUUGAGAAUGAUCUUCAAGAAAUUCAAGAGAUAUCCCUACCAUCAUUCAAAAAAAAGCUAGAACUUUUGGAAGUAUAUUUGGGAUGGUUGGAUAACGUGUAUACGGAAAUGCGGAAGCUGGACGAUGAUGCUGCAAACGGUGCGGAAGGCGGUAAAGAAGAUAUCAAAGGUGCAAAAAGGAAGAAAAAGAAGAAUAGCAGCAGGAGCAGGGCCAGGAGAAACAUAUGCGGCUAUUGUUCUACAUACGAGCGAAUACCCUGCCCUGUGGAGGAAUUCGUCAAAGAGAUUGGGAAUAAUGAGGAGGCUACCAAAAUACAUGAGGUAUGCACGAAGUGGAAGUGUAACAGGCAUUUGGAUUGGGUGUCUACUAAUCAGGAACAAUAUCUCCAGCAGAUUGACUCGUUAGAAUCUAUGCAAGAAAGGUUGCAACAUCUAAUACUGGCAAGAAAAAAGCAACUCAAUAUCCAAUACUAUGAGGAACUAAUAAGAAGAGGUUUAUAG